Molecule: messenger RNA, 1386 nt
Organism: Hippopotamus amphibius kiboko
Lineage: Eukaryota; Metazoa; Chordata; Mammalia; Artiodactyla; Hippopotamidae
Gene: BST1
Product: bone marrow stromal cell antigen 1
Exons: 9
Coding region: 1-963 (320 amino acids)
Biological process (GO): positive regulation of B cell proliferation
Cellular component (GO): plasma membrane
Molecular function (GO): phosphorus-oxygen lyase activity; NAD+ nucleosidase activity
Source: RefSeq, a predicted model, not a curated record
AUGGAAGCCCGGGGGCGCGCGCGGUGCGGGCGGCGGCGGCGGCCGGCGCUACUGCUGCUGUUGGUGCUGCUGGUGCCGCGGGCCCCGGGCGCUGCGGACGCGCGCUGGAGCGGGCCGGGCAGCACCCCGCACCUGCAAAGCAUCUUCCUCGGCCGCUGCGCGGAGUACAUCGCGGUGCUGAGCCCCGGGCUGCAGGACAAGAACUGCACAGCCAUCUGGGAAGCCUUUAAAGUGGUGCUGGAUAAGGAUCCCUGUUCGGUGCUUCCCUCAGAUUACGACCUUUUUAUUAGCCUCUCCAGGCACUCCAUUCCCAGAGACAAGUCCCUGUUCUGGGAGAACAACCACCACCUUGUCACCAGCUAUGCGGAGAACGGCCGCCGUUUCAUGCCACUGUGCUAUGUUCUGUAUGGCAUGGUUGGAGAUUUCUUGAGCUGGUGUCGACAGAAAGAUGCCUCUGAACUCGACUACGAAUCCUGCCCUACGUCAGAAGAUUGUGAAAACAAUCCUGUGGAUUCUUACUGGAAAAGUGCAUCCAUCCAGUAUGCAAAGGAUAGUUCUGGGGUGAUCUAUGUCAUGCUGAAUGGUUCAGAGCCAGCAGGAGCAUAUCCGGCAACAGGUUUUUUUGCAGAUUUUGAACUUCCCUACUUACAGAAGGAUAAAAUCACACGAAUUGAGAUCUGGGUUAUGCAUGAAAUCGGGCAACCCAAUGUGGAGUCCUGUGGAGAAGGCAGUGUGAAAGUCCUGGAAGAGAGACUGGAGAAAAUGGGUUUCCAGUACAGCUGUGUCAAUGACUACCAACCAGUGAGGCUCUUAAUGUGCGUGGAACACAGCACUCAUCUUGACUGUGCCUUAAAUUCGGCAGCAACACCUGCGCAAAGAGAAGCCCCGUCCCUUUAUGCAGAACCAAGUGCCAGCUUUGUCUUUCCUCUCUUAGUGGCUUUGGCAUCAGUUGCUCAGAUGUAACUGGAAACUCAGCUGUUUUGCCCUAAGUGGCCUGUGGUCCUAAAACCUGCCCUUGUUCAGUCAUCCUUCUUGUUCUGUGUACACCAAGUGAUUCCAUUGUCUAAAGAGGCUUCCUGUAGGGAAAACAAUGGGUUUUGAAUGAUGUACAUGUUCAGGAUUUCAGAAAUUAAGCUAGUUCUAUUUAACUGGUUAAAACUAAUACAUUAACGGUUUGACAUAUAUGCACUACUCUGUAUAAAGUAGAUAACUAAUGAGAACCUAUUGUGUAGCACUGGGGGAAAAAUACUGCAUUGUACGUCAAAAACUGGUACAAGAGUGUAAAGCAAAUAUAUUCCAAUAAAGAGCUUAAAAAAAAAGAAUUAAAGCUAGUUAUUAUUUUCUUAUUUUCAUAAUGAUACAACACAUUGAGACUCAGACCGUUUG